Messenger RNA from Candida dubliniensis CD36, 918 nucleotides. RefSeq lists its product as uncharacterized. Bases 1 to 918 code for a protein of 305 amino acids. The transcript has a single exon. NCBI's taxonomy places the organism in Eukaryota, Fungi, Ascomycota, Pichiomycetes, Serinales, Debaryomycetaceae. The record is from RefSeq and is a predicted model, not a curated record.
AUGAACAAAGAAGAGAUUUACAUAAUCCGCCCUACUCGUUCCAAGCUAUUGAUUGUUUGGUCGGUAAUUGAAGUUGGUUUUACAUCACUUCUAUUUGCAACGAGUUUUUUCUUUCUUUUUGCAAACUCAAAAGUAAUUCAAAGGGGUCCUCCUGCAUUUCAAUUGAGGAUUCAAUCUGACUCAAUAUUUGCCAAAAAUACAUUCCAGCUUAUCCAACAAGGACUAAAAUUUGCAACGUAUUUGUCCAAUGAUUUGAACAUUUACAUUAACGAAACUAUUCCAGAAACCUAUCUCCAACAAAUCGAUUCUAAUUACGACAAUAGUUUGUACCUGUUUAAUAUUUUUGGAUUCUGUCGGCUAACCCAAUUUAACAAAAUAUUGAAUUGUUAUAAUGGACAAGGAAUAAACAUUGCUGCAUGUUUUCUUCAAGAUAUAGGAACGCAACUAGGAAAUUUGACGAACCAGUCUGAUCCAAGUAACGUUUCUGCAAAGUUAGUUUCCUUCUAUUACAAUUUAGUGGACCAGAUUUGCAGUGACACUCAGAAAGAAAUGUGUAUUUUGCAAACAUAUAAUACAAUGUCAAGGAUAGUUCAAUAUCUUGCAUUUUCGUCUUUGGUGUGUUUAGCUAUUACAACAGUCACUGCUUUAUUUGAAAUGGUUUGUUAUUGUAUUUUUGCAAGAUCUUUGAUCAGAGUGUUUUUCAUUGUCAAAGUCGUUUGCAUGUUGGGCUUUGUUUUCACAAUGUGUAUAGUAUACUGUCUAAUUAUGGUAAUGAGAAACUUUUUAACAGAUUUAAUAACACAGUUCCAGAUUGGAACCCUUGAGUUCCCCACCAUAAAAUGGAUAACGUGGUGUGUUUUAACAUUAAUGUGUCUAAUAAUUGUUGUGAAACGAUAUCUUAUAUACCAGUCUAUUUAG